This is a messenger RNA of Castor canadensis (American beaver), 1008 nucleotides long. It is a transcript of the gene Kcnk1, whose product is annotated as potassium two pore domain channel subfamily K member 1. Gene Ontology annotation, cellular component: plasma membrane. Lineage: Eukaryota; Metazoa; Chordata; Mammalia; Rodentia; Castoridae. The record is from RefSeq and is a predicted model, not a curated record. Gene Ontology annotation, molecular function: potassium ion leak channel activity; outward rectifier potassium channel activity. Gene Ontology annotation, biological process: stabilization of membrane potential; potassium ion transmembrane transport.
AUGCUGCAGUCCCUGGCCGGCAGCUCGUGCGUGCGCCUGGUGGAGCGGCAUCGCUCGGCCUGGUGCUUCGGCUUCCUGGUGCUCGGCUACCUGCUGUACCUGGUGUUCGGCGCCGUGGUCUUCUCGUCCGUGGAGCUGCCCUACGAGGACCUGCUGCGCCAGGAGCUGCGCAAGCUGAAGCGACGCUUCCUGGAGGAGCACGAGUGCCUGUCGGAGCCGCAGCUCGAGCAGUUCCUGGGCCGGGUGCUGGAGGCCAGCAACUACGGCGUGUCGGUGCUCAGCAACGCCUCGGGCAACUGGAACUGGGACUUCACCUCGGCGCUCUUCUUCGCCAGCACGGUGCUGUCCACCACAGGUUAUGGCCACACGGUGCCCUUGUCGGAUGGGGGCAAGGCCUUCUGCAUCAUCUAUUCUGUCAUCGGGAUUCCCUUCACCCUCCUGUUCCUGACGGCCGUGGUCCAGCGUGUCACUGUGCAUGUCACCCGCAGACCCGUCCUCUACUUCCAUCGCUGGGGCUUCUCCAAGCAGGUGGUGGCCAUCGUCCAUGCCGUCCUGCUGGGGUUUGUCACUGUGUCCUGCUUCUUCUUCAUCCCGGCUGCCGUGUUCUCCGUCCUGGAGGACGACUGGAACUUCCUGGAGUCUUUUUAUUUUUGCUUCAUUUCCCUCAGCACCAUCGGCCUGGGGGACUAUGUGCCUGGAGAAGGCUACAAUCAGAAGUUCAGAGAACUCUACAAGAUUGGGAUCACAUGUUACCUGCUCCUCGGUCUCAUCGCCAUGUUGGUAGUCCUGGAAACCUUCUGUGAACUCCAUGAGCUGAAAAAGCUCAGGAAAAUGUUCUAUGUGAAGAAGGACAAGGAUGAAGAUCAGGUGCACAUAAUGGAACAUGAUCAGCUGUCCUUCUCCUCCAUCACCGAGCAGGCCGCUGGCAUGAAGGAGGACCAGAAGCAGAAUGAGCCUUUUGUGGCCACUCAGUCAGCAGCGGACACCGAUGGCUCUGUGGACCACUGA